AUGGCGACGACUUGGGAUAUCGAUCGUGAACCAGUGGGAUGCUGGCCGUCCGACGUUUUGCCGAUCGCGCGCCACCAUUCAGUACGCAAAGUGUUUUGUUAUCCUGUUCUCUCGUCUAUUUUUUACACCUCUUACUUGUAAAACUACUGCCAAGGUACAUGUGUCAAAGGGUGGAACUCUAUCGCAGCGAGUGCCCGCGAGUGUCUUAUCUUUGCACGCACUUGUAAACAGCACCGAAAAUGCGGAUAACGGUGCUUACAGUUUUGCUCAAUGUCUUUAGCAUCGCUUUUGGAAACACAGUUUUCGAAGCAAAUCCUGAUACGAAGAGACUCUACGACGAUUUACUGUCCAAUUAUAAUAGAUUAAUACGUCCCGUUAUUAAUAAUACAGAGACUUUAACAGUUUGGUUAAGUUUAAAACUGUCACAAUUAAUAGAAAUGAAUCUAAAGAACCAAGUGAUGACGACCAACGUCUGGGUAGAGCAGAAAUGGUUUGACUAUAAAUUACAGUGGGAUCCACAAGAGUAUGGUGGAAUAGAUAUGUUAUACGUGCCUUCCGAGAACAUAUGGCUUCCGGAUAUCGUCCUAUACAAUAACGCAGAUGGAAAUUACGAAGUAACGUUAAUGACGAAGGCCACUUUAAAAUAUACUGGAGAAGUAUUUUGGAAACCACCAGCCAUUUAUAAGUCAUCUUGUGAGAUUAAUGUAAAAUAUUUCCCGUUUGAUGAGCAAUCGUGUAUUAUGAAAUUUGGCUCAUGGACUUACAAUGGUGCUCAGGUAGAUUUGAAGCAUAUGAAACAGGAGGCUGGUAGCAAUUUUGUUCCAAUCGGCAUAGAUCUUACUGAUUUUUAUCUAUCUGUAGAAUGGGAUAUCCUGGAAGUACCAGCUACUCGCAACGAAGAAUAUUAUCCAUGUUGUACGGAACCUUAUUCGGAUAUUACAUUUAAUAUUACGAUGAGAAGAAAAACUCUAUUUUAUACUGUCAAUCUUAUUAUUCCCUGCAUUGGCAUCACAUUUUUAACGGUAUUGGUUUUUUAUCUACCCAGCGAUUCUGGUGAAAAAGUAUCAUUAUGUUCUUCCAUUCUCCUCUCAUUGACGGUGUUCUUCUUGCUCUUAGCUGAGAUUAUUCCACCAACAUCGUUAGCUAUACCUUUGCUUGGAAAAUAUUUAUUGUUCACCAUGAUUUUAGUUACUUUAUCCAUUUGGAUCACUGUCUGCGUCUUAAAUGUACACUUCCGAUCUCCUUCCACGCAUAAUAUGUCGCCAUGGGUAAGACAAGUAUUUCUGAAUUGGAUGCCGAGAGUAUUAAUGAUGCGUCGCACGCCAUAUUCUACACCAGAAUAUGAUGAUACCUACACUGAUAAUGCAUACACCAACGAGAUAGAUUACAGUGUAAGUGACUAUCCUUUGGAACUAAAAGGAAGUCCAGACGCGUUUGAAAGUGUUACUUCAACGUAUAAAAGUAUUAGAGAUGACGAUGCACGGCAGCCGCAUGCAUCAGUUACUGACAGCGAAAAUAUGAUGCCAAAACACUUAUCCCCAGAUGUUAUAUCAGCUCUUCAAGGUGUGCGCUUCAUUGCUCAACAUAUAAAAGAUGCAGAUAAAGAUAAUGAGGUCAUAGAAGAUUGGAAAUUUGUAGCUAUGGUUUUGGACAGAUUUUUUCUUUGGAUAUUUACAUUCGCAUGUUUCGGUGGCACACUGGGCAUAAUAGGUGAAGCACCUAGCCUGUACGACACGCGAGAACCUGUGGACCAACGACUUUCUAGUAUAACAUUCCGCAAAUAUAUGUAUCCACCGGGAGUAAACGGGACUUUUGACGAGUUCUAAUUAUCAUGACACGCAUAAAGUAAUUCGCGUGUAAAUAAUAAUGGCAUGCUAUGUCAUAUGUAUUCCAUUAAUCACAUUCGACACGUACCCUUUUCCUCUAUAUUUCUCCCAUCAAAAUAUAGUUUUCCAUGUAAUUCAAAACUACAAAUCUACAAAUAGUUUUCCAAUUUCUUGAAACACUAAUCCUACUGAGUAAACAGCCAUUGUAACAUUGUCAGACAUUAGGUCACUUAUUCCAUUGGUACAAAAGAUAAUUUAAUAUCAACUGAAACAUGUAGGAACUUUUUGGAGUAAUCACUCGAUAAUUAUAUGUAUUCUUUUUUAUUUAAAAUCUAGAUAUUAUACAAAAGUUCAAGAUUAUAUACUAUAAUUUACGCAAUUAAAUCUGUUCUUUAUACCAAUAUUGUUAUAUUUUUGCCUUCAAAAUGAUAUAUAUGUCUAGUUAAGUGUUAAAAAAAAUAAAAAACAAAAAUAUAGAAAAUUUGGCGAUAAA
This is a messenger RNA of Monomorium pharaonis (pharaoh ant), 2319 nucleotides long. RefSeq names its product acetylcholine receptor subunit beta-like 2 (gene nAChRbeta2). The transcript has 12 exons. Gene Ontology annotation, biological process: nervous system process; monoatomic ion transmembrane transport; regulation of membrane potential. Bases 240 to 1826 code for a protein of 528 amino acids. Gene Ontology annotation, molecular function: acetylcholine-gated monoatomic cation-selective channel activity; transmembrane signaling receptor activity. The record is from RefSeq and is a predicted model, not a curated record. Lineage: Eukaryota; Metazoa; Arthropoda; Insecta; Hymenoptera; Formicidae. Gene Ontology annotation, cellular component: synapse; neuron projection; postsynaptic membrane.